Saccostrea cuccullata (small rock oyster) is the source of this 1373-nucleotide messenger RNA. RefSeq lists its product as uncharacterized. The record is from RefSeq and is a predicted model, not a curated record. Bases 144 to 1373 code for a protein of 409 amino acids. The transcript has a single exon. NCBI's taxonomy places the organism in Eukaryota, Metazoa, Mollusca, Bivalvia, Ostreida, Ostreidae. Gene Ontology annotation, molecular function: zinc ion binding.
UUUUAUGCUCAGCUCUACAAACUAAAUCAGAAAAUUAUUUUAAUCAAUAUAUAGAAGGGUUAGUUAGGAAGUUAGGUGAGGUUAGUCCAUCUUUUUUGAAGUAUUUUCAGGAUUUUUACUUAUGUAGAAAAGAAAAGUGGGCUAUGUGUUUUCGAAAUGCAGAAUACUAUAAUAUAGACACAAAUAUGUUUCUUGAAAGCUUUCAUAAUCAGUUAAAAAAUAUUUAUUUUGAAGGAAAACGAAAUCGCAGAGUAGAUGUCCUUGUAGAAACAUUACUCCAGAUUGAAAAUAAUCUCUUUUUCAAACAUUUUGCAAAGAAAACCUAUAACUUACCAUCAAAAGAAGAUGUUAAAGUUAAUGACCGUCAUGAAAAUAGUUUCAGCAUUUCAGAAUCAGAUGUUUCACAAGUAAAUGAAAACACUUUUAUGAUAAAUUCACAAAACAGUAUCUAUACCAUAGAAAUUCAUUGUCAAUCCUGCCCAGAAUCACAUUGUUUAGUCAAAUGCAAGAAAAUUCCAUGCAUAAAUUUAUGUCGGCACCUCUUAACUUGCAACUGUCCUGACUAUAAUCAAGGGAACAUAUGCAAGCAUACUCAUAAAGUAUUUGGUAUCAUUAAUAAAAAUAAAGAAACAGACAUAGAAGGCCAUCAGUUACAUGUACCAUCAACUAAUGUACCAGAUAAAGUCCAAGGUGUAAAUUCAACUAUUACCUCACAAUCAAAAACGACAAAAAUCAAAGAAAUUCAAGACAAAUUAAAGAUAAUAUCAGAUCAGGUCCAAAAUGACAAAACUGUUCAAGAUCAUAGGCUAGACAAUGUGCUUCUUGCUUUGAACCAUAUAAUAUCUGCAAAUGAAGGUUGCAAAAAAAUAUCAAGGUCAUUUCUCCAGUUCUCAGAAACUGAAAAAGUAACAUCAAAUGCUAUAAUUGAGAAACAGCCCAGAUUUAGGCGUACAGAAAAAACUGCUGGGAGAAAACGAAAAGCACCAUUACGAAAACCAUCUGAGGGUGAGAAAAUCAAACUUUUGGAAAAUUUGCAACAAAAUCAUGAAAUUCAAGGUGAAGACUCUGUUACUAAUUCACAGAACUCAAAUUCUGAUCAAACAUCAGGUAGAGAUAACGAACCAAGUACAGCUUCUGAGUUAGGACCAUCUGUUGCCCCAUAUCCUCCACUAAGAUUAGUUCGUCCUUCUCAGCCAGCAAACGUACCCAUACAAACAACAGAACCCUUAUUAAAUGUUUUUCAGCAACAAGGUCUACCUUCUUCAUAUAGAAUACCCCCAUCUCUGUAUGGUAGAAGAAUAACAGUUAUUCAAAAUAACAGAAAACAAGAUAUAUUUCAUAAUCAAUCAGGAAAACCGCCAAAAUAUGGCUGA